AUGGGGGAGAUGCUUAUUGCGUUCAAAGAACAGCAAACUGAUCUAGAAGGCCAAUCCUUAAGACACCGAGAAAAGCGGCUUAGUUUAAAUUUGCCAUGCAGGUUCUCCCCGAUGUACCCCACAACUUCAGCCAGUGCCGAAGACAGCUAUGUGCCCAUGAGCCCCCAGGCUGUUGCCUCUGAUCUUGGACCUCACUGCAGCCCUGAUGACUACAUUCCGAUGAGCUCAGGAAGCUUCUCAAGCCGACUGCCUGACCUACCUGCAGACAUGGAGCCUCCCCCAGUAAAUAGAGAUCUGAAGCCUCAGAGGAAAUCACGGCCACCUCCCCUGGACCUGAGAAACCUCUCCACCAUCCGGGAACACUCAUCUCUAACCAGGACCCACACUGUGCCUUGCAAUCGAACCAGCUUUCUCUCUCCAGAAAGAAAUGGUAUUAAUUCUGCAAGCUUUUUUGCCAGUCCUGUUUCCAGAAAAGAGGAAGAAAGCUACCUCCGAACGGAAGAGCACCGUACAGCCAACUCCCUGGGCAGUGGUGCUCUUAUGCGGACAAAGAAAUUCAGCCUGGAUUAUUUGGCUCUGGAUUUCAAUUCAGUGUCACCAGCACCCGUACAGCAGAAAUUUCUUUCAGAAGACCAUAGAGUAGACUAUGUCCUAGUGGACGAGCAGAAGACGCAGGCUCUCCAGAGCACAAAGCAGGAGUGGACGGAUGAGAGGCAAUCCAAAGUGUGA
Messenger RNA from Galeopterus variegatus (Sunda flying lemur), 729 nucleotides. Its product is annotated as GRB2-associated-binding protein 3-like. The transcript has 7 exons. The record is from RefSeq and is a predicted model, not a curated record. NCBI's taxonomy places the organism in Eukaryota, Metazoa, Chordata, Mammalia, Dermoptera, Cynocephalidae. Bases 1 to 729 code for a protein of 242 amino acids.